Messenger RNA from Protopolystoma xenopodis, 585 nucleotides. The record is from the annotation of a GenBank genome assembly. Lineage: Eukaryota; Metazoa; Platyhelminthes; Monogenea; Polystomatidea; Polystomatidae.
AUGCUCGUGUCCCCCUCCGGCCCAGUUGGCCUCCGUGUCCGGCCUAAAGUGGGCGCCCUGAUAAUUGUUGGUCACCCUGUCUCCGACCUUCCGUCAGGCCCAUUCAAACGCCGGGACGGUGUGGGCUACAGACCGGGACUGGCCGGACGAGUGGGCCGAGGGACCGAGGGGAGGCUGGCCACUAAUGCGCCAACGGAUGGUCACCGAGUGGCGUCAUUUCCCACUCGGAUCCCAGCCCAGGGUCUAAUUGACUUGCAUGAAAAAUACUACCAAAUCAUGCCCAAUCCUCUGCAUGGCUCUGGGUUAACAGCGAUUUCGCCUCGCGUACAAACAAACAAACACAAUUGCCCUGUUGCCUCCAAUCACACUGAGACAGCUCAGUGCACUCAACUUCCCACUUACAUUCUUGCGUGUGCCAUACGAGCAAACGAAUUGGCACGACGAUUAAAUUCAGUUACACACACAUUCACAAGAGCCCCACUCCUUACCAUCAAGCUCCACACACCCUUUCCUCCCGACCAGAAGCAUCAUGAGACAUUCUGCCAACCCCCUCGAAAUUGGACGGUAUUAACAGGCAUCUCUUAG